Molecule: messenger RNA, 1546 nt
Organism: Pristis pectinata (smalltooth sawfish)
Lineage: Eukaryota; Metazoa; Chordata; Chondrichthyes; Rhinopristiformes; Pristidae
Product: ERI1 exoribonuclease 3-like
Exons: 8
Coding region: 104-901 (265 amino acids)
Biological process (GO): exonucleolytic trimming to generate mature 3'-end of 5.8S rRNA from tricistronic rRNA transcript (SSU-rRNA, 5.8S rRNA, LSU-rRNA)
Molecular function (GO): nucleic acid binding; 3'-5'-RNA exonuclease activity
Source: RefSeq, a predicted model, not a curated record
GCCCCCUUCCGCACAAAGCCCGGGCUCUGAGUGGCCAGCGGAGGUGUCAAUUACGAUUCGGGUCAAACGAAAGGUUUACCAAGCAGGAUAGGUAGGAAACCCAAUGGUGCAGUUUGUCCAUUGCAUCAAAAGUGGCCAUUUCUUUCGUAUUUUAUACAAAGGUUCUGGAUUGGCAAGAUCAUCUGAGGGAGCAGGUGCAAAACUGAUUGCAAAUAGGCAAUUCUCAAAUAUUCCGUCGCCAUCUUUGUGGGUUGUUAACAACAUGGCUUCAGGACAGCAGCCAUCAUCCAAAUCUUCAUUCCAUCCUCAAACUUACCACAAUUUUUUGGUUUUGGACUUUGAAGCAACAUGUGAUGAACAACUGAUAAACCCACAGGAAAUUAUAGAAUUCCCAAUUCUCAAGUUACAUGGCAGGACACUGGAGAUCGAAUCUAUUUUUCAUACAUACGUUCAACCAGUUGUACAUCCAAAGCUGACACCUUUUUGUACAAAGCUCACAGGCAUUGAGCAGUCCAUGGUAGAAGGGAAACCGACAUUGCAAGAGGUCCUUCAGAUGGUUGAUGACUGGAUGAGGGAAAAAGGAUUGCUGGAUCCCAAAGUCAAUUCCAUAUUUGUAACGUGUGGAGAUUGGGAUUUGAAAACAAUGCUGCCAGGACAAUGCCAGUACUUGGGUCUGCCAGUCCCUGAUUACUUCAAGAAGUGGAUUAAUCUCAAAAAGGCAUAUAGCUUCGCCAUGGGAAAUUAUCCAAAGAAUGGACUGCCAUUCAUGAUCAAAGGGUUGAAUUUGCAACACAUUGGGAAACUACAUAGUGGAAUUGAUGACUGCAAGAACAUUGCCAACAUAAUGAAGGAACUAGCACGAAGGGGGUUCACUUUCAAGCAAACUGGAUCUAACCUCUAAAAAAAAACUUGGCUCGUUGCUUUGGAAAAGCCCAUGAAGAUAUCGGGAAAAGUUAUUCAAUCACAUAUAGCAUGUAAUCUGUUGUCAAAAGCAAAGCCUAGUUUCAUUAUACCAGAAUGAUCAAGUUUAAUUACAUUAAUAUUACACAAAGAUACUCAUUGCCUCAUAAGGUGUACAGUUCUGCCACUGAAAUAGUGUAAUAUACCAUUUUAUUUGAAAACUUAAUCUUAACCUUCACCAAACAAACAAGCUUAUUUUUCUAAAUUAUCAAUAAUCCUAAAAUAUCAAAAGGAAAACUAUUAUUUUUAACCACAUCUCAACUGUUUUUCCUUUAGAAUUGUGGUUUACGGGUUGCCUCAAAGUGCUCAAGCAUUGAACUCCUGAAGGGUUUUAUCCCACCUCUUACCAUCCCCUGGCAAUGUGCAGUUCUGUUGGAAACCCACCUAUAGAGAGAAUGAUGCUGGACAGAGGUCCAACUUCCAUUGUCCUUUGUGGUAAAAUUCAUAAUUGCAUUCACUGUGCAAAUGGAAAAUUCUUCAUGUUCCCCCAUUUGGAAUUGCACAUUUCCACUACAUACUUGCAUUUUCCUUUAUAAUUAAGGAUUGUAAGAGGAGUUCACUUUGAAAAUAAAAUGCUUCAAAGUAA